Messenger RNA from Penicillium hordei, 201 nucleotides. RefSeq lists its product as uncharacterized. NCBI's taxonomy places the organism in Eukaryota, Fungi, Ascomycota, Eurotiomycetes, Eurotiales, Aspergillaceae. The transcript has a single exon. The coding region runs from base 1 to 201 and encodes 66 amino acids. The record is from RefSeq and is a predicted model, not a curated record.
AUGUCGAGAAUGCAGCAUAACCACAUUCUCAUGCUGCAAAACCGCGAUAACAUGCUGCAGGCUUACGCAAGUGAAAAUGCGAGUUUGGAGGAGCAAAAUCAGUCUUUGCUUGAACAUGUCAAGAGUCUUCAGCGAGAAAAUUGCUCCCUAGAGCUCAAGUAUAACAAACAGAUGUCCGAAUGGGCGAAGGAGAGGCUGUAG